AUGUCGCUCGAACAUCUACAACUCCUCGAGCAGAGACAGCUCUCGGGCAUACCAGCACUCCAACACCGACACAGGGCAAGAAUCAUCCCAUCUUCACACCUUUCUGCAAGCUUGACCGGAUCCGCUGCAUCGUGUCUUGAGAUCGGGCACCGCAUCAAACACUGCAGCGACCUGCAAAAGUCGACCAUGUGUCUACAGUCAGGACUCCAUCCCUUGGCCGACGAAUUUUACGGCAUGCGUUUUGCCUUUCAGCAUAUCGAGCAGACCUGGACUCACCCAUAUGGCCAAAAAUUGUGGACGGAAAACGCGACGAGCACUGUCAAGCACGCACAACAAGUGGCCCAAGACGUUGCCAACAGCCUUCGAGAUAUCGUCAAUCGACGUUCGUCCUGGGAUGUCGUGGCUCCACAUCAUGUGUACUAUCAACUCCAAGCAUUCGAGACCUAUUUGCAGGAGCAGCAGCUGAUUCUGAAUCUCCUGGGACUGGUCAUGUAUGUUCUGUCGCCAAGCGAAGUGCCGGAUCUGCGCUACNUGCAGUCCUCGCUGCAAGAAGCAACUGUGAGUACCCAGCUUUUCUGUAAUCAGCAACAAUCUGACAGCUAUUUCAGUGAAAGCGAAAAGUUCUCGUAUGCGUGUGAACAGCUCGGGUUUGCCGUUCUCCUGAGACAGGAGAUGCAAGCAAAGUUGCUGAAGAUCGCCUCCAUAGAUCCGGACUACAAGGACAUCGAUAUUGAGGAAAUCUGGGGAGAGAUAACCGCUGUAGACCGUUGUUCCUCCAGGGACUCUACCAUGGGCAACAUGACUCCAACGGAAGACUGGUCUGAAAUUCAAAGCGACACUGGAAGCGGUCCUAUCAACUAUUCGUUUGUACCAAGUCCGGGAGCGGGGCCCAAAAGACUGGUCAAGCGUCAAAAGAGUGAAGAUACUACACACGGCGCUCUGGACGCCAUGCUAGACGGUUUCGGACACGAAGGGAUGCGAGGUGAAUUUUGGCCGCAGGAAGCGUUUGAGUCCCGGAGAAGGGACCUUGCGAAGUUGGCGUUCCUUUGGACCAACGUUGAGACGUUUGCAGGCCUCCAGAGAAAUGAGUCGACAUCGGUUUAA
Molecule: messenger RNA, 1104 nt
Organism: Aureobasidium vineae
Lineage: Eukaryota; Fungi; Ascomycota; Dothideomycetes; Dothideales; Saccotheciaceae
Source: the annotation of a GenBank genome assembly